This is a messenger RNA of Fusarium tjaetaba, 933 nucleotides long. RefSeq lists its product as uncharacterized. The record is from RefSeq and is a predicted model, not a curated record. Gene Ontology annotation, molecular function: 3'-5'-RNA exonuclease activity. Lineage: Eukaryota; Fungi; Ascomycota; Sordariomycetes; Hypocreales; Nectriaceae. The transcript has a single exon. Bases 1 to 933 code for a protein of 310 amino acids.
AUGAAGUUUGCAUCUCUUGUUCUCUCCGCUGCUUUUGCGGCAGCAGCGCCUCUAUCUCGAAGCACUGAUGUUCGGCUUGUCACUUACAACAUUCGCCUCGCACCAAACAAGCCCCAAUGGGGCGAGGAACGAUGGCCUGUUCGUCGUCCACGCUUGACAGCCCAAAUCAACUACGAGACCUCUGGGAGGCCGGAAUCCAUCGUGUGCAUGCAAGAAGCAUUGUAUCCGCAAAUCCAAGAUAUCCAACAAGAUCUGGGGAGCGAGUGGGACUACUAUGGUAUCGGACGCAGGGGCGGCCAAAGUGAUGAAUUCUCCCCAAUUUUCUAUCGUCCUUCUGUUUGGAAUAUUGAAGACAAGAAAACAUACUGGCUGAGCGACACACCUGAGAAAGUUGGUUCCAGGGGAUGGGACGCCGCAUUCCCCAGGAUUGUCACCGUCGCGCGCUUUCAACAUGCCGCUACAGGUAAUCGCAUGGUCUAUAUGUGCACGCAUUUCGACCACAAGGGGAAAAAGGCUCGUGCUAACUCGGCAAAACUAAUUACUGAUAUCGCCGAGAACUGGUCUGUACACGACGGCGAGACCAUACCUGUCUUCAUUGGCGGCGACCUCAACUCCUCCCCCAGUGGUGCGGCUUACAAGCAUCUCGCCAAAACCAUGAACGACGUGAAGAGCCUCGUCCCGCAGAGUAAGCGAUAUGGACAUUCGUCGUAUACUUACACUGGCUUUACUACGGUGCCAUGGGAUGACAUGUAUCUCGAUCACAUAUUCGUGCACGACCCGACCGGUAUCGAAUUCAAGGCCUUUGCAGUGGUCAAUUCGCGAUAUGAGGAUGGGGUUUUCAUUUCGGACCAUAGGCCAGUCGUGGUGGACGUACGACUAAACCAGGUCAGUCGCAAGCAACGAAGGACAGGGGAGAAAAAGGACGAGUUCUAG